Messenger RNA from Penicillium alfredii, 1545 nucleotides. Its product is annotated as cytochrome P450. NCBI's taxonomy places the organism in Eukaryota, Fungi, Ascomycota, Eurotiomycetes, Eurotiales, Aspergillaceae. The coding region runs from base 1 to 1545 and encodes 514 amino acids. The record is from RefSeq and is a predicted model, not a curated record. The transcript has a single exon. Gene Ontology annotation, molecular function: heme binding; iron ion binding; monooxygenase activity.
AUGUACGCACUCGCAUUAUCACUGGCCGUGCUGGGGUACUUUAUGGUGAUCCCCGUCAUCAGGUACUUCCAGGACUCAAAGGGACUCAGGAAAUAUCCCAAUUACUAUCGAUUGUCCGGUCUAUCAGAUCUGCCUUUCAUUUACGAAGCACACAAAGGCUUCCGCACACGCAAUCUGUUCGAAGCCCAUAAAAAACACCCCGUUUUGCGAGUUGGUCCCAACUCGCUAUCCUUCUCUGAUCCCAACGCCAUCAAGGAUAUCUACGGCCACACGACCAACUGCAUCAAGGACCGCUUCUAUUCCGAAACGGGGGGCAGCCACUCCCACCUUGCCGAUGUCGUGAACAAGAAGGAUCACGCACGGAAGAGAAAGGUCUUGUCAAGCGCCUUUGCCAUCAAGAACCUUGAAGAAUGGGAGUUCAAGGUGGCCGCUGUCAGUGCUAAACUCAUCAAAGCCUUUGAUGAUCGGUGCACCGAUCCACUGCCUCCAAAUCAGAAUCCAAAGAAGGAAGACUUGACAAUUGAUUAUCGCAACUGGACGGUGCUGUGGACCGCAGCUGCCAUCGCCAAUAUUGCACUCAGCGAAGACCUCGGCUUCCUUAAUGAGGGAUCCGACACAAUCAAGUCUGAAAGCAAGGACGGCACAGUGAAGGAAGUCUCCUUCCGUGAUUGCCACCUUGCUACACAGACAGCGUCCUACCUGCUAGUCUGGUCCUACGACUGGUUCAAGACCCUCCGCCGACUUAACCAAGCGAUCUCGUCAAGUUAUCGACGUCUGUGCCAGUUAGAUGGCGACUGGGGUGGUAUUGUUUAUAACCGCGCGACUACACGGAUGAAGCGAUAUAUGGCUGGCGAGAAACUAGACGACUUCUUCGCCGUUCUGAUGGAAGACAAGAAUGGAUCACCGCACAACCUGGAAUGGGGCGAGAUCGUCGCGGAGAUUAGUAUCAUGAUGAAUGCGGGCCACGAUACCACCGCUAUCUCCCUUCGAAACGUCCUAUUUUUCCUUCUGAAGAAUCCUAAAUGCAUGGCAAAGCUUCGUGAAGAGCUGGACGAGGCUCUGGAAGAGGAUGAGGUCGUUGCACCCUACGGCAAAGUCAAGCAUCUACCCUAUCUUCGGGCCUGCAUCGAUGAGAGUCUUCGAAUGCUGCCGCCCAUUGUUUUCGGCUUGCCUCGGCGAACGCCUAUGGAGGGAACUUCCAUCCUCAAUGAAUAUGUCGCCGGAGACACGUCUGUCAGCAUUUCGUCGUACGUGAUGCAUCACCAAGAGUCAGUUUUCAAGGACCAUGAUACCUACAAUCCGGAGCGAUGGCUGGGAGAGGAGGGCAAAGCUCUGCAGCCAUACUUCAUUCCCUUUAGUACCGGAGCUCGAGGCUGCAUUGGCCGGAAUAUUAGCUACCUCGAACAAACGGUUCUCAUUGCUUCUUUGGUGCACCGGUUCGAGUUUGCUUUGCCAAACCCCGAUUGGAAUCCCCCGAUCCGCGAGACGACAAAUCUGAAUCCGGGUCCGAUGCCGUUGAAGGUUUGGAGACGAGGCACUGCCUAA